Messenger RNA from Alosa alosa (allis shad), 8849 nucleotides. It is a transcript of the gene mbnl3, whose product is annotated as muscleblind-like splicing regulator 3. The record is from RefSeq and is a predicted model, not a curated record. The transcript has 8 exons. Bases 1640 to 2863 code for a protein of 407 amino acids. NCBI's taxonomy places the organism in Eukaryota, Metazoa, Chordata, Actinopteri, Clupeiformes, Clupeidae. Gene Ontology annotation, molecular function: metal ion binding.
CUCUCUCUCUCUCUCUCUCUCUCUCUCUCCCUCUCUUCCUCCUCUGCUCUGCUCCUCUCCAUGUGCUCUCGCUUGCUGCCGUCCGUCUCGCUCCGGUCGCUCCUCUGCCCGUCUCAGUCUCCCGCUCUCGCCGCGUGUCCGUCUCAGGUUUGCAGUGCAAAUAGUGCGCGGGGCUGCGCUGGCCACACGCGCGCGUCUCCCCCUCCUCCUCCCGCUCCUCCUGCUCCUCCUGCUCGUCGGCUUUGUUUGUUUUCAAACUGCCACCUGUAUUCCCCGCGCCCUCACAGAUGAGUGGCGCUCCUCCGCAGAGCUGCUCUCCUUUCAGUUGACUGAUCGCCAACUACUCAUCGCCGUCUCCUGACAUACUUUUUUUUUAAUCGUCUUCUCCUUCCCUUCAAAGGCAGGCUUUUGUUGGACUGAAGCCACGCACUUGAAGAAGUGAGGGGCGAAGAUGAGGAAGGAGUGAACGUGGCGAGCACAGGACUUGUGGGGUGCUGGAGGGAUGUGAACAAGACUGAAACAAGAGGACAAACUACAGCCCCACUAAAGUGCCUACGCUGAGAGCAGCAGCAGCAGCAGCAGCAGCAGCAGAGGCAUUCCUGGCUUCCAUGUGGGUCUACCUGCUUGGAUAAAUCUCCCCCCUGCUGGCUUGUGUGAGUCUUUCUAUGUGUGUGUGUGUGUGAGUGUGUGUGCGUGCGUGUGUGUGUCGUGUGCGCGUGUGUGCGUGUGUGUAUGUUUGUUGAGGGCUUGGCCUUGACUAGGAUUAUAUUUCACCCUGACAGGCAGACAGUUUCUCCAUCUCUGCUCCCUCUCCUCCUGCUGCUAUUCCACCCCAUUAGAUCAAGGACACAGGUCCAUUAGUUGUCCUUUUAAAGACCUUGCCUUAUCCUGACGUCCAGUUACAGUGUCCCCCCAACCCGCCCCACCCUACCCACUCCCUUCUAUUCUCAGACAUGUUAGCAUAAGUGGCUAGCAGCACUAGCGCUUGCUUUGCUUUGGCGAUGGGUCAUUUGGCCGCUUGAGAGGAACCUGCGUAGUUUUCUUCGGGCCGGACGCAAACGAGGCAGGGAGUGGCGAGAAGGUGACCCGCCACCCCACAGGCGAGCGGAAGGACGCACUCUUUCGGAGCCCUGCGGAGCCUGCCUGCAGAGGGGCCGCGGCCGGACACGCCCCAGCAUGCCACGCUGUCCUGCCUGACCUUGGCACCUCGUUCCUGAGACAGAGCUGGACUCUGCAGACACCCCCCCCACACACACUUAACCACCACACCUGCAAGGACAUCCAUAAAGCAUUUCUGUCCAAAGCCCCACCUCUUCACCUUUGUUAAAUCCUGCUGGACUUCAGUAUACUCUCAGCUAUUCACAAACUGAGCACUAGUCAGUGUUGUUUCUGUUUUUGUUUAUUUUCUCAAAGUGAUUUGUUUGCCUCACCUGCCUGCUUUAACACCAGGACAUUGGGAGUUGCUGUGCUAGGUAUCAGCUAAGCUAACUUGCCAUCAUUUCACUGAGGCGCUGUAGGGUGUUUCCUUCUCCGUUGUUGCUGUGUGCUCUGUUUGUCGCCGUGCCCUCCAUUGCCGCUGGGUGCCCCACCCCGACCCCCCGACCCCACCCCUGCUGGCAUCUGCCAUCACCCCCUCAUCAUGGCCGUCAACGUGGCGGUGGGCCGCGAUGCCAAGUGGCUGACGCUGGAGGUGUGCCGCGAGUACCAGAGAGGCACCUGCUCCCGCUCAGACGCUGAGUGCAAGUUCGCCCACCCCUCUCGCAGCUGCCACGUGGAGAAUGGCCGCGUCAUCGCUUGCUUCGACUCGCUCAAGGGCCGCUGCACACGUGAUAACUGCAAGUACCUGCACCCCCCGCCGCACCUGAAGACCCAGCUGGAGAUUAACGGCAGAAACAACCUGAUCCAGCAGAAGACGGCCGCGGCCAUGUUGGCUCAGCAGAUGCAGUUCAUGCUGCCAGGAGCCCAGCUGCAGCCUAUAACCUCGUUCCCAGUGUCCCCCUCUCUGGCCAGCAACCCCGGCAUGGCGUUUGGCCCGUACCUGAGCCACAUGAGCCCCGGCAUGGGGCUGAUGCCCGAGCUGCUGCCCAGCGCCCCCGUGCUGGUCCCGGGGAGCCCCACGGGAAUCGCCAUGGGGAACGGAAACUCGGCGCAGAAGCCGACGCGCACAGACAAGCUGGAGGUGUGCCGUGAGUUCCAGCGGGGUAACUGCACCCGGGGCGAGAACGACUGCCGCUACGCGCACCCCAUGGAAGCGGCCAUGGUGGACGGCAGCGAAAACUCGGUCAUCGUCUGCAUGGACUACAUCAAGGGCCGCUGCACCCGCGACAAGUGCAAGUACUUCCACCCGCCCGCUCACCUGCAGGCCCGGAUCAAGGCCGCCCAACACCAGGCCAGCCAGAACGCCGCCGCCAUGUCCUUGCCUCCAGGUUCGAUGCAGGCCCUCCCAAAGAGGCCCACCAUGGAGAAGAGCAACGGAGCGUCGGCUGCCGUCUUUAACCCCAGCAUGUUCCACUACCAGCAAGCCCUGGCCAACAUGCAGCUGCAGCAGCAGGCCUUCAUCCCCACAGGCCCAGUCUUCUGCAUGAGUCCCUCUGGAGGUGUUGGUACGUCCUUUGCCCCCACUCUGUGGCUAUUCAAACCCCCAGAGAGCCGCUGGGAGAGGAGGGAUUGGAGCAGUUGCAGGCAGCCCCACAGUCGCCUCCUAUCAAUGCCCGGACAUGCUGACCCCUCCGAGGUUCUGAGUGCCGACCCGGUUGACCUCCAGUGCAUUCCCAUGGAAACCUACUUCUGCCCCGUCCCCAAACUCUUUGUGGCCGCCCCCAUGACCCUAAGCCCAGUAGGCCUCAACCGAAACUCCAGUUAAUAUGCCAUCAGCCUGUUAGACGCCCUGUGCCCAAGAGCACAGCGCAAAAUGGAAUGCAGCAAACAUGUGCCUAAUCUAUAUGUUCCCCCGAUGGGGCCAUACAUUCACUUCCCCACUCUCCUAUCUCUGAAACAUUCACAUUGUGGAUUAAAAAAAAAAAAAAAAAAAAAACAUCGACAAAGGUUUUGUGAAAAAACUAUCACAGGCAAUACCUAAGUUUGGGCCCACAACUGUUAAAGGAAGCCAGCCAUGUUGAUGCAGAGAUAACUUUCCCCCGAAGCGAGGCGAUGUUGAGGCGGAGCUCCCCAGACCUUACAGCCAUACAGACACACAGAUGAUUGAUGGAUCUCACAGUGACCCAUGAGUGCACACUGGUGAGCGCAUUGGAGCCUCCUGCGCAGCCUGAGAGGGCCCAGGAGAAGCGAGCGAGCUUGUGGCACAGUCUCGUGAUGGCACAGCACACAGGCCUGACAGGCCGAGAGCAGAAAACAAGAUGGAUGUGAAGGGACCGUGUGCCUGUGUUCCAAGCUUUUCCAUUCUGAGAUGAGUCCCUGAGGCCUUUUUGUUUUUGUGGUGUUUUAGGUGAUGUUGGCUGUUUUUAUUUGGAAUUUUUACCUGUUUGUUGUUUUGGUUGCCCAAGAUGAAAUAAUGAUCCUGAAAGAGCAUUGACAUGUUUACAUUUCAAAAUGGCUGUAGAACACCUCUUCUUUUUGAUACUGUUUCUUGGUAAUGUUUUGUUUUUAAUCAUAUUUCCAUUAGGCUAUGAUUGUAAGUACUUAUUCCAAAACAGCAUCCAGGGCAGACAGCCAGGAGGUAGGAAGGCUUCAUUUUUGUGAAUUUGUUUGUGCCUUUGGGUGAUGAGCUCUAAAUGAAUGGGCUGAUAUCUUCUGUCUCUCCCUUUUAGUAUUGUCAUGGAUUAACUCAGACCCACAAUGCACGUGAUGAUUGGGAAUACAACUGCAGUUGUGUGGGUACAAAAGGAUCAGGCUGGAGGGUUUGUCCAUGUACUUGUGUAGUUGUAAGCUAUAGAAACACAGGACUGCAUGUUGUAGCAAUUGGCUGCAUAGGGUGCAUUCCUGUGUGUCGUGACACAAGCCUCCCGGCAAAUUGUCAUCAAUGCUCGUAAUGAAGUAUUUAAUAAUGGUUGAUCUGAAAUGAUUGUCUAAUACUAUGUGGUCUUUUGUGUAUGUGCAAUUCCAAAUUUAAUGAAAGAAUGUUCUUCGGCAAUGAGUUACAGAUGAUACAUCCAUAGUUAUUGGACAGAACUAUAAUGUGGCAGACACAUUGGAACAGAUAUGUCUUGGAAUGUCGCUCAUACCUUUUAACUGCCUUAAGCAGCUAAGUAUCAAUGUCUAAGUAUGUCUUAACUAUGUGUAAAAUCAGUGUUUCUAGAUUCCAGCAUUGCAGACUAAUUCUGUAUGGAUUAUAUUAUUCAGGUAGCUGAAUAUCUCCUCUUGUUUUAAAAUAUGAAUAUAGAAAUGUGCCCCUUGCAUCCCGUCUAAGGGCAUAAGGUUGAUUGAGCUGCACUGUCCAUUUGUCUUUUUCCUCUCGCAGUCUUGAGUGCGUCUGUCCCCUGACUGUAUGCAGUGGACGAGCCUUUUUUUCUCGGGGCAGAGCCAUCUCUGCCGUGUGCCAUGUCCCCUGAUGCCCUGGAGAGUCGCAAUCUGUUUGUCCCCACCGCUUCGCUCUGGCAGCGCGUAAUAUGCCAUUUUGAGCCCCUGAUUGUGUGACCACAAAACAAGAGGUUUGAGCAGAGCUGCCCUUCCUAAUUUAAGAUAGAAUGUACUGUAGAGAUUACGCACACCUCUGUGACCAGAAAGGUGGGUUAGAUGCCUGGUGUCAGCGUAUAGGACAAAAGAUCUGCAUUCUCCCAGGUGUUUGGUUCCCUGAUGCCUGUAAUUUUAUUGCAUUUUAGUUAUUAAUAUCCCAAAAAACAAGCAGUUAACAGUGCAGUUGCCAACAGGAGCGCCAUUUUGAACCCGUUCAUUUAUUAAACUACUUUUAGCUCAGUACUCCUAACACUGCACAAAUAAAGCCUAACAUUAUUGUAAACUAGACACGUUUGGUAUAGGAUAAGGUGGACAGUCACUCUGAAUCACUUGUUGCACUUAGUGUGAUGGGAUGUUUGGUAAAUUUGCCACCUCUGAGUGUCUCAUCUCAUCUUGUUGAACAGGAUCUUAGAUGUUGUGAGAGAUUGUCAGAAUGAUAUGGGUUUUUGAUCACAGUAACACCCUCUUGUUCAGCUUGUGUGAGAGUACUUGCACUCAUCUAUGGAUAGAGGCAUUGUUAUAGGCCUAUCCCCUGUGUUGCUAAUAGGCUAGGUGAUGUCCAAAACAUGGCAGUGUGUGGCUUGUUUCUUGAGAGGUACCGUUAGUUGAUUUUAGAAUCAGGUUGAAUUUGUUAUUGUCUAUUUGGUGCUUUUGGGGAUUUUUUUUAAAGAGCAGUUGGUUUCAUUAACAUUGGUGUGUCCUUGCUUUCAAGUCACUGGACUCUAAACAGCAGUAGGACAUUUUAGGGAGUGAAUCAGUGUGCAAGUGAAAGAGAUGGACCCAGCAUGUGGUUCAAAUGGCUUUGCUAACAAAGGUUGACUCCUAGAAUGACAUCCAGAAAGGGCCUUAUCUGCAUAUUUGAAUGUGACAUUUAGGACAAAUAGAAUGUCAGAUGAGAUUGAGAAAGAAGGCAUUUUGUUUGGGGGGGGGUGCUAAAAUGGCUGGACACUGCAUCUCUGUAAGACCGUGGCCCUGUUGCGCCUGUGAAUGCAUGUGAAUGUGAAUUUGCUAUGAGCAGCAAAUAGGUCCCAUGUAAUCAUUAUACCUAGUGUGUUAUUGUGAAUGGAAGUGGAUAGACAACUAGGAAUAGAAGAAAGGGGCUUGAGCAUAUUGUAGCUGAUUAGAGGGUAACAAAAUCAAAACCACAGAAAGGCAAUUUACUGUGUCAUGAGUAUCUGGUAGAUUAUGUGUGUCUAAAAAUUAUUUUGGUAAAAUAUGUGAAAUCUGCAUUAUAUAUUAUAAGUCUAAUAUGUUUUCGUCUUUAAAGUAACUGUUCAAAAAGAUGUUCAGAAAUGUUGUCAUUUAAAAACAAAUUAUCUCAUUUCAGUUACUAAAAUUCGGAAGCUUAUUACUAUGUACUUCAAAUGCAUUUAGUUGGAUCUUAAUGUCCUGCCAAGCUGUGGGAUUCUCCUCUCUCUCCUUCACUGUUCCCACUCGCUUGCCCUCUCUCUCUCUCAGUGAGAAUUAUGCCUUCUCCAACUGCUGUCCAGCUGGAAUUAACAAAAUACUUGAUUAAAGAAACAAACAAAAAAAAAAUAAUGUGCCUCGUUGGGGGGGCUUAAAGUUUUAAGUACACUUACCUUUUUAAGAAGUGUGUUACUUGUACAAGAUUCAGUAGUUAUCUAGAGAAUGAUUUAGUGUAAAUAUGAGAGAUAGAUUUUUUUUCAUGUUUUCCCAUGUGUUUCUCACAGUGGUAUUUUUGUUACAUUCUGUCUUAAUUAUUAGCCAAGAAUCAGUCUGUUUUUAGACAAUGAAUUGUUAGUGAAAUUUAUGUCAUUUUAUGUCAUUUAAAAUCUUCUUUCAUCAUCAUAAAAAUUCUCAUUGCAUGACUGAGAUAUAACCCAAUUCAUGAAUAGUUUAUGUAGACUGUAGUGUAAGAGAAUCAGAAUUAAGAAAUAUAUCAACAUAAAUAUAUACAUUUGUAUGUAUACAAUGAUAGAGUCAUUGUUACUUAUGAUAGUAAGUUGUUGUUGCUAUGGCAACAAAACUACAACAUGGCUACCUUUGUAUAUCUUAAUUGUGAAUUUUUUCACACAUAAACUGAAAUAAUGUACAACGUUAACUUAUUCAGAAAGGAAAUGUGUAGUCUGGGAUUUAGUGAUUGAAUAUUUUGUAAGUAAAAAAAGGUGAAAACAAUAUCCAAAGGCCCUCUGGGGAGAUCAUAUGUUAUUUGUUUUGGUUUGGGGUUUUCUAAUUAUUUUAUGUUCUGAUGGGGUGUUGAUCUGUUUUCAAAGUGGGAGUUUUAGUAUGCAGCAUCUGAGCUUUUGAAUUGAUGGGUUGGAUCGAGGGAAGAGAGACUUGUUUCAUUUUAUGUCAAAGAGAUGGAAAUGUUUCCAUAAUAGUAAUCACAUAAGUAAUCACACUGAGCAUAUCUCACUAUACUUGGCCAUUUACUGUGGACAGGACAGCUGUCACUGUCAGUGCCUGUUGUGGUUGUCUGAAUGCAUAUCCCAUUGUCAGGUCUCCUUCUCCCCUUUGAUCCAUCCAGUCUGGGCCCAGCUGUGCUGGGAGCCAGUGGCACUGGCUGUGAUGCCGUCAGUGUACGAAUGUGUGAUAUUCACCUUGAUUGCACUUAUGUACAUAAGUCAAAAUACUCAGAAUUUAUUUUGAAUAUACAUAGAUAUAUAUAGCAAAUUGAUAUAAUUCAACUGACUAUAUCGGUCGGAAUACAGGUAAACAGUGGUCAUUUUAAUAGGCUGUAAAAGAGAUAGAUGCUGUUCUGGGUUUUGAGGGAUUUGUCUUUUGUUCUGUUUGCUAUUGCCCUUUUACUGUUCAAAGCAUGGUUUUCUCACUGAAAAAAGGGAUGUAUGGAUACACUUGUAUCAAAGAAGCUUUGUAGAUUGUCAUAGCUUACAACAGAACAUUGUGCGCAAUGUGCCCUAAACUAAAUCUGAUUCUGGAGGUGUUUGGAAAAGGGAUUGUAAAACUAAACUCUUUCAGACUAGGGGCCACUUGUGUCCAGACAUCAGAAACCAAAGAGCCACCUGUUACUGUCUCGCUGUGUUCUCUGAACACGACCCAGUGAUAAGUUUUGUUUUUGUGAGUAGGCCUAGUUUUUCUGAAGUUGACAAGGUGAACUAACAUAUCUGCCAUACUGAAGACCUGUAAAUCAAGGCCUAUGAUUGGAUUGCUAAUCUUGGUCUGCCCCCUGCAGGCUAAAAUUGGAACAUACAGUAUAAUAGGUACUUGGGAUCAGAUGAUGCUGUGGGCUCAUUGCGACAAACACACAAACAGUGAACUUGAGUUAUUGUCUUUUGUACAGGGGGUUGAAUUCUUUUUAACAUUUUAUUUUACAUUACUUAAUGUUUUAUUGUUUUCAUGACAACUCUCCACAAAAUAUAACAGUGGAUUUGCCAUCGGCUUUCAACCAACCAAUUCAAUAUCAACAACAGUCACACAAGAACUACACAUCCAGAAAAAAGGCUCUGCUAGUGCUUAACGUGUACAUUUAAUGUUUUUCAAUUGCUUUGGAAGCCAAUAAAUUUUGUUGCCAUGGCACUUGUCCUAGAAUUGGAGGAGGGGCUGAGUCUGUUGGUUGCGAUGUGUCAGUGCACCAUUGGGUCAAGUAGAAAUGGUGCAAGGCCUUUUGGCCUUUUGUUAAAUUGCAGACAGAACAGAUUUUCAGACAAAUUGAAGCACCUGCUUAAAUCACUUCCAUCACUGUGCUUCAUUAAUAGACAAAAAAGCAUCGCCCCCAGUAGCAUGUCCUCUUGUGCCUAAGCUCUGAACAGAGAACACACUCUAAAUGAAGAAAGUUGUUACUUUUCUACUCCUGGUAGGGCCCUAAAGAGUAACACCCUAAAGAUCCUUUGCAGAGUUUCUGAAGCACCCAGAAACAGUCAUUUUAGCUCUGCCGACAAAUUCAAAUAAAUUCUCUUAGAGACAUUGCUCAACUGUCCAUACAGGUUUUGUCCCUUUAAAUGUAUUCUUUGGGAAUAGCCGUAACUUGCAGUCAAGCUGAACAAAGCUGAGAAUGUCCACAUUGCCUUUAAGCCAUACAUAACAGGCUCCCCUCUCCUCCACUUUAGGACACAGUGAAACUGAAUGCUUUUACUCUUACUGUUAAAUGCUUCUCUUUCUAUUUAGCUUGUCGUACUUGUAUGUGCUAAACAACUGUGCUUCAUGCCAAUCUCUUUUGCUAUGAAUAAGUAUCUAGAUAUAUGCAUACAUUACUUCUGAUGUUUUUGUUGGACGUUUUAAUAAAGCACUUAUGGCAA